UGAGGGGGCAGGCUGCCCGAAGUCUUAAAGUGCCCAAUUUUUUGUCGCUUUUUGGGGGAAACACUGAGAGGGCUUCUCUCUGUGUUGUUCCUGGCUGAACUGACAGCUCUGCGCAGGAGUCUGUGUGCAUGUGUGUGAGUGUGUGUGUGCAGGUCGGUGCAGGUCAGCGCGUGCGCACGUGUGUGUGUGUGUGUGUGUGUGUGUGUGUGCGUCGCAUUCCCGUGUUCUUGCCAUCAUGAGUGCAUCGCCACGGCAACUCCUCUGAAGCUUUCAGGUGAAGCUGGCAGCAUCUGGACCACUGAAACAGGUGUGUGUGUACAGGUACGAUGGGGUGCGGACUGCACAGGUUGAAGCGUUCUGAGGAGGACAGCCCAGGGAAGAUCUACUCCACCCUCAGGAGACCACAGGUGGAGACCAAGGUGGGCGUGGCCUACACCUACCGCUUCCUGGACUUCCUGCUGGGGAAUGCAGAGGUGCCCGGCUCGUCCACGCCCUGCCUGUCCUCUGUGAGGGAGCUCCCGGGGCAGCUGCAGGACCUCUACCUCCAGGGCUUCCUGCUGGCCGCCCUGCACCCCUUCGUACACCCCUGCGGCCCCCCCAACGCCAGCCUGCAGCGCCAGCUCUACAGAGCCGUGCUGAUCCGCCCCUCCCACAGUGUGGAGGAGUCUGAGAGCCGGUGGCUGGAGAUUGAUGUGUGCCAGCCCCCCGGGUCGUUCCCAGACAACGAACUCGUCCAGGGCUGCGUCAAAAAGGUUCACGAUGCGGCGGAGCAGGGCUCCAUGUUCGUGGGGUUCGUCCAGCAGGUCGCCAUGGUGACGGGCGUUCCAGGGCAGGGCGAUGGGGACGACUAUUCCCUCUCCCUCCAUUCCAGCCCCUCCUCCUUCCUGAGGGACGAGCUCGACCAGAACCAGAACCCCGAGCUCUGGAGCAGACUGGAACCCACACAGGAGGGCUGUGAUCCAAAUGACCCAGACAAGCUGAACCGGGACGACCCAGAGAAUCAGCUGAGCCUUAAAACAGAGAAGGCCAGGAGCCCGACCCACAUGGAGGAACCCACAGGACCUGUGGAGAGGACGGAGCUCUUCUCCCUGUUUAACCACCAGGGGGCGCCGUCCCCGGAGCCGGCGCGGUUCUACACGCUCAGGGUGCCCCUGCGGCUGGAGUGGCGGGACGCGGCAGUCAGCCAGAUGGAGGCCGGCUGGCUCGAUCACAUGACCCAGCACUUCAGCGGCGGCGCCUCUCUGGUGGACGGCUACUUCCACCUGGGGACCCAGCCGAGCGGUGAGGCGCUGCCGGAGACGGUGGAGGGCGUGUUCGUCUUUCAGGAGGGGGCGGAGUCAGAUUCUUCUGCCUCAGCAUUCGAUGCCAUAGUGGUGGAGCAAUGGACCGUCAUUCAGAGAGAGGAGGACGUGGGAGUAGAUUUCUGUGACGUGGUUCUUUUCUCUCACAGUGAUGGAAGUUUGUUCACCAAACAGAUCUUGUUUCUUCAACGGCCUGUCCUCCACCGCAAGAGAAGAGAGAUCAAGAGACUGAGUCUCAACCUCAGGAGCAAAUCUAAUAAGAACUGUGAGAAAGACGCAGCAGAGAAAAAGAACAGAACCGCGAAGAAACCCACGCCCAGCGCCACGUCCUGCGCCACGCCCAUCACCACGCCCAAGAGCACCUCCAAAGAGCUGGAGGCAGAGAGGCGGGGCCAACCGGUGACAAUCGAGGAGGCGGAGAGGAGAGCGGAGAGAGAGGACAGUGAGCGAGUGGGGAGGAAGAAUGACAAGAACAGGCAGAACGAGAGGGAGAAGAAGGAGAGAGAGGCGGAGCCAGGGAAGAGGGAAGCAGGGGCGGAGCCACAGGAGAGAGGGUGCGGGGCUGAGGCUCUUGGGCACGCCCCCUUGAAGCCUGACUCUGCUGGAUGUCGGAGCAGAGAGGACGCAGAGGGCGGAGUCACUGUGAACGAGUGGGCGGAGCUUGCAGAGGAGCCUGCAGAGGGCGGAGUCACCGAGCAGCUGGGAGGAGGGGUUACAGAUGGACCAGGGGAGCCAGCCAAUGAGGGCCUUGGGGAGGUGGAGGAGGGCAGGGCCCGACAGGAUUUGGAUUCAGACUGCAUCCUCCUAACCUGACACCGCCAAAGUGGAAGCUCCGCCCACUCCAGUGGAGGACACGCCCCCACAUAUGAACACACCUGAGGGGCAUGUCUGUAUUAUAUAUUUUAAAAAAGACAAUGAACCACAAGAAGCCAUAAAAAUCUCUACUUUAAUUUGUGAUAGAACUUCACAAGACCCAGAGGGUAUUGUGGAUAAUCACAUUGUCAGUUGUAUGUUGUACUGGUCAUUGAUGUGGGUUAUGAAGUUUCUCCCAAUGUCACACACACAGGAGCAAGAGACUGUUCAAGGAGCAAGACUAGCAUCCAAAUUAAAUUAUUUCAGCUCCAAGGAUGUGACGACCAAUCAUUGAGGAGCUGAGUAGCAUUUGUGAGAGCUGUAGAAUCUGUGGUUUUAUGUUUGACACUGCUAUUAUACCCUCACCUCUUGCUGUAUCCUUCUGCUGUAUUUAGGACAGUCAAGUGUUUUUGAUCCCACCUGUUCAAUUCAGAAAAACGUACAGAAUGUGUGCUGUUUCCAUUAUAGCUCUGUAGCUGUGUAUUAUAGUGUCCGCCUCAGCAUAUAUAACCAUGUCAAAGGAGAAAGAAAAAAAAAAACAAUUCUUGUAUCACCUUGUGAUGUCACAGUCCCUAUGAGGUCACAGUGGAGUUUUUGUAGUUCCUCCCCCGCACACAAACACACAUGAAUAUGUAUGCGCACAGGCACACCUGCCGGACGUUUUACGCGGUCUCGCACGGUUCCUCGUUAGCGGACGGGCAGACGGCGGCGCAGUAAUGAGUCCGCUCCAGGCGGAGGCCGGAGGGCGAGGGGGAUCGGCGGCAGACGAGCUCGGGUGCGAUCCGCCACUCCUCGCCAUCUGCCUCAUUUCCGUCUCCAGCUCAGUGAACCUGUGCGAGUGUUUGUGUGCCAUGUGGGCGUGAUUUUACACAACCACAUCCCCGCGCUAGAACUUUCUAUAGCCUGCAUCUUCUCACAGGGUUAAGACCCCAAAACUGUCAGCACUGCGCACCUGCGUGCCCCGCGCUGCGCAUCCGCCAUCCCGUCUGCAGGUAAUUUUUUUAAAAAGCACAAAACACACAAACAUGAAUAAACAUUAUUUAUUUCA
Anguilla rostrata (American eel) is the source of this 3201-nucleotide messenger RNA. RefSeq names its product raftlin, lipid raft linker 1a (gene rftn1a). The record is from RefSeq and is a predicted model, not a curated record. The transcript has 10 exons. NCBI's taxonomy places the organism in Eukaryota, Metazoa, Chordata, Actinopteri, Anguilliformes, Anguillidae. Bases 327 to 2114 code for a protein of 595 amino acids.